GAAACUGUAAAUACUAGUGGAUCAACGCAAUCAGACAACUUAGCACACAUGGAAGAAGUAGGGUUAUAAUAUAAGUCUGCUUGGAAAAUGGCUAAAGCUGUCGACGAAGCUGUUUGUGAUUUGACCGGGACAGAGCGGAUGACAAAUGAGGAGCUGAGGGAGCUAGAAAAGUGGUGUCCAUGGUGUCUCGAGGAGAAAAAGGUAGAGGAACCCGAGUCAGUGGUUUCACAGGAAGACCAAACCUUGAUAAGUAUAGAGGAGUGGAUGUCAAUUUACGACGUUGACGGAAAAGAGUUAGACGACUUUUAUCUCCCUGGCGUAAGCCGAGAAGAAGACAGUGGCGUUAAUGAAACGGGUAUUUGCGCUACUCUUACCAUAGAGGUUACGACAAAUAGCGCAAGCUCAUCGCAAAGAGAUAAAAAAGAAACAACAGUCGAGAAUUUUGACAAAAACACAUGUGAUGCAUCAAAGACAUUAAAAGACGAAGAUUCCACUAAAAAUGAUUGUAAUAACAAAUCUACAGCCGUACAAGCCAGUUCAGACUCAAUAGAUGGAGACUCUGAGGAAUAUGAAAACAAGGAGAGCAAACAAUCUGUGUCUAAGCUAAGAUGUGCUGGAAAAGGUUCUCCAGUGGAAAGGGCGGAGCUUAAUGUUACUAUAGCAACAAAGGUCAGUCAUGACCACGGGUAUUAUAAAAACGCGGGCUCACGUGAUGUUACUGACCCAGUAACAAAAUGAGCAUUCAAAACGGUGGAUUCACGGGCGAGUUUCAAAUUUAUUUCAAUAUAUGAAAAAUAUGACAUUCGCGUACAGCAAUUGUAAUAAAAUGUUGGCUAUAUGUAAGAAUA
Nematostella vectensis (starlet sea anemone) is the source of this 848-nucleotide messenger RNA. RefSeq lists its product as uncharacterized. Bases 88 to 738 code for a protein of 216 amino acids. The transcript is spliced from 2 exons. The record is from RefSeq and is a predicted model, not a curated record. NCBI's taxonomy places the organism in Eukaryota, Metazoa, Cnidaria, Anthozoa, Actiniaria, Edwardsiidae.